Messenger RNA from Liolophura sinensis, 1275 nucleotides. Its product is annotated as tumor protein p73-like. The coding region runs from base 1 to 1230 and encodes 409 amino acids. The record is from RefSeq and is a predicted model, not a curated record. The transcript is spliced from 2 exons. Gene Ontology annotation, cellular component: nucleus. NCBI's taxonomy places the organism in Eukaryota, Metazoa, Mollusca, Polyplacophora, Chitonida, Chitonidae. Gene Ontology annotation, molecular function: RNA polymerase II cis-regulatory region sequence-specific DNA binding; DNA-binding transcription factor activity, RNA polymerase II-specific. Gene Ontology annotation, biological process: protein tetramerization; regulation of transcription by RNA polymerase II; apoptotic process.
AUGUCUGGGCAAGCUGACAGAAAGCCAGUUAUAUCAGAGGAAGCCUUCCAGUAUUUGUGGAGUAUGGUGGGCGACGCGGUAGAGGAGAGCAGUAUGCAGCAGAUCACAAUGUCUUCUCUAGGAGAUUUACACUACUCCCAGGAAAACGACUCCGAUUCCAGUCUAGAGGACGAAAAAUACCUGAUCCCUGCGGAAGAGGACAUUUCUGACCUGCUCAGUCCAAUCAUACCAGAGAUCAGCAUGAGUCCUGAUAGUCAGUCUCCAACAGUGGACAGCUCGGUAGCCAGUCCUUCUCAGCAUUCUCCACCACCUAUUAGUCACAGCCAGUCUCCUGUACACAGCAUACCUUCUGACACAAACUACCCUGGUGAAUAUGGCUUUCAAAUUACCUUCACUCCACCACUAAAAGAGACAAAGUCCACAACCUGGACAUACUCCACCGUGCUGAAGAAGCUGUAUGUGCGUAUGGCCAGCUCCUGUCCUAUCCAGAUGAAAACUACCAGAUCCCCUCCCCCCGGGACCGUGAUCCGUGCCAUGCCUCUGUUUGUCAAACCUGAACAUGUCCAAGAGGUUGUCACUCGCUGCCCUAACCAUGCCACAGCCAGAGACCACAACGAGAACCACCCAGCACCCACACACCUUGUUCGCUGUGAUCACCAGUAUGCCCAGUACCAGGACAACCCUUACACUGGGCGUCAGAGCGUGGUCAUCCCGUAUGAGAGUGCUCAGGCCGGCUCAGAGUGGGUUGUCAAUCUGUACCAGUUCAUGUGUCUCGGGUCCUGCGUCGGGGGUCCCAACCGACGACCGCUGCAGGUUGUUUUCACGCUGGAGAAAGACAAUGUUGUGCUGGGUCGUUUCUCUGUGGAAGUCCGCAUCUGUGCCUGUCCAGGGCGAGACCGUAAAGCUGAGGAGCGACCACAGGGUGCAGUGAAGAAGUCAGUCAGCAAACAUAAUCCAUCCACAGCUGAGAUCGCAACCAUUGCUCGUCAAAAGAGGAAGCUAGAAGGAAGCGAGGAAGAUGCCUUUACGCUGACAAUCCGUGGCCGAGAUAAUUAUGAAAUGUUGUGCAGAAUCCGUGACUCGCUGGAACUUGCUUCCCUGAUGUCGCAGUCUCAGGUGGACUCGUACAGACAACAGGCUGUAUCUGUGCAGUGUCAUCAGCUAGUACAGAAUGGGCAGCCCAACAAAGUGUACAUCCCAUCUCGCAGCAGCCUUCAGAUCACACAGUGACACUAGUCUACCCUAACAAAGUGCUCAAAUUAUUCACCCGUUCAC